This is a messenger RNA of Botrytis byssoidea, 980 nucleotides long. RefSeq lists its product as uncharacterized. Gene Ontology annotation, cellular component: endoplasmic reticulum exit site; COPII vesicle coat. Gene Ontology annotation, molecular function: GTPase activity; GTP binding. The transcript has 6 exons. Lineage: Eukaryota; Fungi; Ascomycota; Leotiomycetes; Helotiales; Sclerotiniaceae. Gene Ontology annotation, biological process: intracellular protein transport; membrane organization; endoplasmic reticulum to Golgi vesicle-mediated transport. The record is from RefSeq and is a predicted model, not a curated record. Bases 145 to 714 code for a protein of 189 amino acids.
ACCAGGUUUCUUGAGAGCCAAAUCAAUCCACGUAUCUAUGAACUUCCAAUAUAAAUUCAUCCAUUUGAUUUUCAUCAACCACAAUCCGUGAGGAUAUCUUAACACCGAUUUCAAUAAUACAAGUUAAUACCAUACACAUACAAAAUGUGGCUCCUCGAUUGGUUUUGGGAUACUCUUGCGUCCUUGGGACUCUUGAACAAACACGCAAAACUCCUCUUCCUCGGUCUCGAUAAUGCCGGAAAGACUACACUGUUACACAUGUUGAAGAAUGACCGCGUUGCCAUUCUCCAACCUACUCUUCACCCUACAUCUGAGGAACUUGCUAUCGGCAACGUCAAGUUCACAACUUUCGAUUUGGGAGGACAUCAACAGGCUCGUCGUCUCUGGAAGGACUACUUCCCAGAAGUCUCCGGUAUCGUUUUCCUCGUCGACUCCAAAGAUCACGAACGUUUCGUCGAAUCGAAAGCCGAGCUCGAUGCCCUUUUGUCGAUGGAGGACCUUUCCAAAGUACCUUUCCUCAUUCUCGGAAACAAGAUCGAUCAUCCAGAUGCCAUCAGCGAGGACCAAUUAAGACACGAAUUAGGAUUAUAUCAGACUACUGGAAAGGGCAAGGUUCCUCUUGAGGGUAUCAGACCUAUCGAGGUCUUCAUGUGCUCUGUGGUUAUGAGACAAGGUUACGGUGAAGGUAUUAGAUGGUUAUCACAGUAUGUCUAAAUAAUGGUGAGAAGGUUGUUGUGAAGGAGGUAUUCGGAAUGAAGGGGGUGGUUUCUUAUGGAGAUCUGUUAUGAUGGACGGAGUUAUACAAAGGUCGUUUUUCAAUGCUUUUUUGGUAGGUUCUGGGAGCUCAUAAGAGUCUACUUUAGGAACCAAACCAACCAACAUAUUUGUACCAGCAUAGUAUCGCGAUCAAGACUUUUUUAUCUCUCUCAACAUAGCAUUAUGACUUGUGUAUUUGAACUCUAUGAAUUUGCUACCAAUAG